AUGUCACAAACUAAUACGACUUUCGAUCCGGCUCUCGUCUCCAGUAUGCUGAGAGAAGCUCAACGCCACGCGAUGCAGAGUGCAACACUGCGAGACAAAGCGCGCGAACACGUCGAGAACUGGGCAAAAUCGUCGUGUCUUAGUCUGUGCACGGAGAUGCAAUCGCGAUUACCCCGCGAGCUACGAAAUAUGGUCUAUGCAUCAGUUUUCCAAGAUGCUGGUAGCUUCUCGGCAUCUUGGCCCUACCCAGAAGGCGUACUGAAAGACUGCCCACAUCUUCGCGACAUCACAUAUGUAGGCAAUGAAACACUUGUCGAAUUAGCUGAAGAGUGGCAUCAUUGCUACAUCUUCGGCCUCGAGCUUGAUGGCAACUGUCAGGGUCUCGUCAACACCGGAAGCGAGAUUUGGGGUUUGCCUGGUCUGGAUUUUGCCCGACAUAUCCGCCACGUAGAAGUCGAAAUACGUCCUGCAUAUUCGGAAGCACGUGUGGGAUCCGAUGACCUCAUAGGAUUGCCGGGAGGCUGGAGAUGCCUGUAUAAGCUGCAGCGACCGACUACGCUUACCCUGAAGGCGGACUUCGUGGAAUGGCUAGAUAGCGAUCAGCCAGGUGAUUUGCAUGCCCAGGUCGUUGAGCUGUUGACAUACCUGAUUGGCGCUGGUGUCAAAGUAACUGUUGAACUUGCAGCUUCUCAUAGAUCCAAACCCUACAGUGGAAGUGUUGGUUUGGAACAUCUCGAGAACGAUAGAUGGUGUGAUUUGCUUUACCGAGUAUGGAAUGAUUAA
Alternaria viburni is the source of this 783-nucleotide messenger RNA. RefSeq lists its product as uncharacterized. NCBI's taxonomy places the organism in Eukaryota, Fungi, Ascomycota, Dothideomycetes, Pleosporales, Pleosporaceae. The record is from RefSeq and is a predicted model, not a curated record. Bases 1 to 783 code for a protein of 260 amino acids. The transcript is spliced from 2 exons.